Molecule: messenger RNA, 7139 nt
Organism: Periophthalmus magnuspinnatus
Lineage: Eukaryota; Metazoa; Chordata; Actinopteri; Gobiiformes; Gobiidae
Gene: cacna1ba
Product: calcium channel, voltage-dependent, N type, alpha 1B subunit, a
Exons: 52
Coding region: 1-7110 (2369 amino acids)
Biological process (GO): chemical synaptic transmission; calcium ion import across plasma membrane
Cellular component (GO): membrane; voltage-gated calcium channel complex; neuronal cell body
Molecular function (GO): high voltage-gated calcium channel activity
Source: RefSeq, a predicted model, not a curated record
AUGGCUCGCUUUGAAGCCGAACUGUCCAGUCGCUACGGAGUGGGCUGUCCCGCGGGCCCGGGUAGAGGGGCAGCGAACCGGCAACCUGGCGGGCCACCUCCCAGUGGUCAGAGGAUGUACAAGCAGACAAUGGCUCAGAGGGCUCGGACCAUGGCCUUGUACAACCCCAUACCAGUCAAGCAGAACUGCCUCACAGUCAACCGCUCGCUCUUCAUCUUUAGCGAGGACAAUAUCAUACGCAAAUACGCCAAAAAGAUCACAGAAUGGCCUCCCUUUGAGUACAUGAUCCUGGCUACUAUCAUCGCAAACUGCAUCGUGCUGGCAUUGGAACAACAUCUACCGGCCUCAGACAAGACGCCAAUGUCAGAGCGAUUGGAUGACACGGAGCCCUACUUUAUUGGAAUAUUUUGUUUCGAGGCUGGUAUCAAGAUUAUCGCACUGGGCUUUGCGUUCCAUAAGGGCUCGUACCUGCGGAACGGUUGGAAUGUAAUGGACUUUGUGGUGGUUUUAACUGGGAUCUUGGCCACAGUGGGGGCAGACUUCGACCUGAGGACCCUGAGAGCAGUCCGGGUUCUACGGCCGCUCAAGCUGGUCUCUGGCAUUCCCAGUCUCCAGGUGGUUCUAAAGUCCAUUAUGAAGGCCAUGGUCCCCCUGCUGCAGAUCGGCCUGCUCCUGUUCUUUGCCAUCCUCAUGUUUGCCAUCAUCGGUCUGGACUUCUACAUGGGAAAGUUCCAUCGCACAUGCUUCAGGAUAGACACAAAUGAGCAGACUGAAGAUUUCCCCUGUGGCCUCGAGCUCCCAGCGAGGACCUGCUCGAAUGGGACGGUCUGCAGGGAGUACUGGAUCGGACCUAACUUUGGCAUCACCAACUUCGACAACAUCCUGUUUGCCAUACUCACCGUUUUCCAAUGCAUCACCAUGGAGGGAUGGGUGGAUAUCCUCUACAACGCCAACGAUGCCUCAGGGAACACAUGGAACUGGCUGUACUUCAUCCCCCUCAUCAUCAUCGGAUCCUUCUUCAUGUUGAACCUGGUCCUGGGAGUGCUCUCUGGAGAGUUUGCCAAAGAGAGGGAGCGAGUGGAGAAGAGGCAGGAGUUUCUGAAGCUCCGCAGACAGCAGCAGAUCGAAAGGGAGCUGACUGGAUACCUGGAGUGGAUCUGUAAAGCUGAGGAGGUAAUGCUUGCAGAAGAGGACAAGAACGCAGAGGAGAAGUCUCUGGAUGCAGCAUGGUACAAAAAGAAAGCCAGCAACUCAGUGCUCAAGCGCGCAAAGAAAAGCAAAAAUGAUCUGAUCAAUGCAGAGGAAGGAGAGGACCACUUCACUGACAUAUCAUCAGUUGCUCCUCAGGGCUCUCCGUUCGCCCGUGGCAGUGUAAAGAGUAAAAACGAGAACUCGUCGUACUUCAGGAGGAAAGAGAAGAGGAUCCGCUUCACCAUCCGCAGACUAGUCAAGUCCCAGAGCUUCUACUGGACCGUCCUGUGUCUGGUGGGACUCAACACGCUGUGUGUUGCUAUUGUCCAUUACGACCAGCCUGAGUGGCUCACCUAUGCACUAUACCUGGCUGAGUUUGUCUUUCUGGGGCUGUUUUUGGCCGAAAUGUCAAUGAAAAUGUAUGGACUUGGACCCCAGAAUUACUUCCACUCUUCAUUCAACUGUUUUGACUUUGGGGUGAUUAUUGGCAGUAUUUUUGAGGUGGUCUGGGCCGCCAUCAAACCAGGAGCGUCAUUUGGGAUCAGUGUGUUGCGGGCUCUGCGGCUGCUCAGGAUUUUCAAAGUUACCAAGUACUGGAACUCUCUGAGAAACCUGGUGGUGUCUCUGUUGAAUUCCAUGAAGUCCAUUAUCAGCUUGUUGUUCCUUCUCUUCCUCUUCAUUGUGGUCUUUGCUCUCCUGGGAAUGCAACUCUUUGGUGGACAGUUUAAUUUUGAAGAUGAAACGCCGACAACCAACUUUGACACCUUCCCAGCAGCAAUCCUCACCGUCUUCCAGAUCCUCACUGGCGAAGACUGGAACGCUGUCAUGUACCACGGCAUAGAAUCGCAGGGCGGGGUCCACGGGGGCAUGUUUUCCUCCAUUUAUUUCAUUGUUCUAACACUCUUUGGAAACUACACACUGUUAAAUGUCUUCUUGGCCAUUGCUGUUGAUAACUUGGCAAAUGCACAGGAGCUUACAAAGGAUGAAGAGGAGCAAGAGGAGGCCAUCAACAAGAAGCUGGCCUUGCAGAAAGCCAAAGAGGUGAAGGAGGUCAGCCCCAUGUCAGCCACCAACAUCUCCAUCACUGCUUUUCUAACACGCAGUCGAGGUAACGCGCACUCUAGCAGCUCAUCCCUCUGCAGCGUUAGCUCACUGAGUUAUGUCUGCACCCCAGUCCAUCACUACCUGAGUAAGGAGCAGCACAAGUCAAUGAAGACCAUGUCCGUGUGGGAGCAGAGAGCCAAUCAAAUGCGCCGCCACAACCGCGCCAGCUGCGAAGCCCUGUACGACGAACUGGAACCAGAGGACUUGCCCCGAAUCUGCCCGCUCCGAUCAGACAUGAAAACGCACCGUGAUAGGCCUCUUGUUGUAGAGCCCCGGGAUGGUCCCAUACUGACUGACCACGUAAACCUCGCCCAAAACAAGCCAGAGGGACCUGAAACUAAUACCGAACCUGCUGCCCCCAUGUGCCAUCAAACCCGCCGACACCACAGACACAAAAAUCGAAGAAAUAACGAAAACGGGGAGAGUGGCAAAGAGGGACGACACCACGUGCACCAUAGCCGUUCCAAGGAUCCAGACGGAAGUAGGAGCAAGGAGUGCAAAAACGACCGGUCCCGGAGCAGAGAGGGGGGUAGGAGGCAUCACCACCAAAGCUCGGUGGACGACAGCGCGGGGGUGACCAGUGAACGAGAACACAGACACCAUCACUCGCACAGGCAGAACAGGGAGGGGAACGGGACGGUGAGCACGGGAGGCAGGGGCGAGAGGAGGUCCAGGCACAAGGAUGGACGGAGCAAAGAGGGAGACAGGAGCUCGAGUGGAGCCAACGGAGAGAGGAGGAGGCACCGGACACACGGCUGCAGAGGACAGUCUACCAUGGAGGGGGAAGAGGCUAAUGAUCGGGAGAAGCCUCACAGUCAAAGGUUUGGUGACUCGGAGGGGGAGUCUCUUGCCAUCUCCCCUCAGAAGGGCAAUGAGUCCUGGCCUACGGACCAACCUGAGGACUCAGACAACCAGAGGAACGUGAGGAAAACCGAACCUGUCCCUCCUGUAACCAUCACCUGUCCACCCGGCGACACCACCAUCAUACAGAUGAACAGCAUUGACUCUGAGACGAUGCCAAUGACAGAGAAGAACCUGGAGGACCUGAAUCCCAGUGGACCAAGACCCAUCCUGCCGUACAGCUCCAUGUUUAUCUUUGGACAAUCUAAUCCUGUGAGGAGGCUGUGUCAUUACAUUGUCACUCUGCGAUAUUUCGAGAUGUCUAUUUUAGUGGUGAUUGCUAUGAGCAGCAUCGCUUUAGCUGCAGAGGACCCAGUGUGGACCAACGCACCUCGGAACAAUGUGUUAAAGUACCUGGACUAUGCCUUCACUGGAGUUUUCACUUUUGAAAUGGUUAUAAAGAUGGUAGACUUGGGUUUGCUUCUCCACCCUGGCUCCUACUUUCGAGACCUGUGGAACAUUCUGGACUUCAUAGUGGUCAGUGGGGCGCUGGUGGCUUUUGCAUUUUCGAGCUUCAUGGGAUCGCAACAAGGUGUGACCAGGGGGACCAAAGGCAAAGAUAUCAGCACCAUCAAAUCUCUUAGGGUCCUUCGGGUGCUGCGGCCACUCAAAACCAUCAAACGACUGCCCAAGCUCAAGGCUGUGUUCGACUGUGUGGUGAAUUCUCUGAAAAACGUGUUGAACAUCCUGAUUGUCUAUAUCCUCUUCAUGUUCAUUUUUGCCGUCAUUGCGGUGCAACUGUUCAAGGGGAAGUUUUUCUACUGCACAGACGAGUCCAAGGGGCUGGAGAAAGACUGCAAGGGACAAUUUCUUGACUAUGACAAAGACGAGGUGGCUGCCAUGCCCAGAGAGUGGAAAAAAUAUGAGUUUCACUAUGACAACGUGCUGUGGGCUUUCCUCACCCUCUUCACUGUAUCCACGGGGGAAGGCUGGCCAACCGUGUUGAAGCACUCAGUGGACGCUACAUUUGAAGACACAGGCCCCAGUCCCGGAUACAGGAUUGAAAUGUCCAUAUUUUAUGUUGUCUACUUUGUGGUUUUUCCUUUCUUCUUCGUCAACAUCUUCGUGGCUCUCAUCAUCAUCACAUUCCAGGAGCAGGGAGACAAGGCCCUAUCUGAGUGCAGCCUGGAGAAGAAUGAGCGGGCCUGUAUUGACUUUGCCAUCAAUGCCAAGCCUCUGACACGGUACAUGCCGGAGAACACCAGGUCCUUUCAGUAUCGCAUGUGGAAGUUUGUGGUCUCUGCUCCCUUUGAGUACUCCAUAAUGAUUAUGAUCGCUCUCAACACUAUUGUGCUCAUGAUGAAGUUUCACGGGGCCCCAGAUUUCUACGAAGCAAUGCUGAAGAACCUCAACAUCGUCUUCACCACUUUAUUCUCCUUGGAGUGUAUUCUUAAAAUCAUUGCAUUUGGCCCUCUAAACUACCUAAAAGAUGCCUGGAAUGUGUUUGACUUUGUGACUGUCCUCGGCAGCAUCACGGACAUCCUGGUCACUGAAAUCAAUACAACAGACAGACUUCUGAACCUGAGUUUCUUGAGGCUGUUCAGAGCGGCUCGUCUGAUCAAACUCCUGAGACAAGGCUACACCAUCAGGAUCCUGCUCUGGACCUUUGUGCAGUCCUUCAAGGCGCUGCCAUAUGUCUGCCUGCUGAUCGCAAUGCUGUUCUUCAUAUAUGCCAUUAUUGGGAUGCAGGUGUUUGGAAACAUCGAGCUGAACGAGGACACGGCCAUCAAUCAUCACAACAACUUCCGCACAUUCCUGCAGGCGCUCAUGCUGCUCUUCAGGAGUGCAACAGGAGAGGCAUGGCAUGAGAUCAUGUUGUCUUGUCUGAGUCACCGGCCGUGUGACGAGCGAUCGGGGACGCACGGCAAAGAGUGUGGCAGUGACUUCGCCUACUUCUACUUUGUCUCCUUUAUCUUUCUCUGCUCCUUUCUGAUGCUGAACCUGUUUGUGGCUGUUAUAAUGGAUAACUUUGAGUACCUGACCCGAGACUCCUCCAUCCUGGGUCCUCAUCACCUUGACGAGUUCAUUCGGGUUUGGGCAGAGUACGACCCAGCAGCGUGCGGACGGAUUUCCUAUAAGGAUAUGUACAAUUUGUUGCGCAUUAUCUCACCCCCCCUUGGCUUAGGGAAGAACUGCCCUAAUAGGGUAGCAUACAAGCGUCUUGUAAAAAUGAACAUGCCAAUCGCCGAUGACAACACUGUCCACUUCACGUCAACGCUAAUGGCUCUGAUACGCACCGCACUGGAGAUCAAGCUAGCAUCAGGCAUGGUCGCCCAGCGCCUGAGUGAUGCUGAGCUGAAGAAGGAGUUGUCCACUGUCUGGCCCAGCCUUUCCCAGAAAACCAUGGACCUCCUGGUUACACCACAUAAACCAAAUGAACUAACUGUGGGGAAGGUGUACGCAGCCUUGAUGAUUUUCGACUACUACAAGCAGAACCGCAUGAGGAGGCAUCUGCAUUCAAAGGACGACAGCGGACCGGGAUCCCAGUGCAAGCUCGGGGCUCUGUUUAAGCCAUUGCUGCCUCUGCCUCACAUGCAGGAGUUGCCUGCUAAAGACCUGCCCGUGAUGUUGAGGAGCACAGAGCCUCCCAGCAUGCUCCAGCCUCACAACAAGUCCAAGGCCCAGCACAAGAGUAGAGCAAACGCCAACUCACUCAACAACGGAGGAGCGGUAUCCAGUCAUGAGCAUGGCCUCAAAGCUUCUUCCUCCUGGGUGGCAGAGAAGCACAAGGACCCGCCCCGAAUCAAGACCAAAAAGUCACUCUCCCGGGACCAUUCAGAAGACACACCGGACAAUGCUGUUCAGGAGUCAGUGGAGAUGACGAAGAUGAUGACCAGUGCCAGCAGUACUUUACCGGUCCCAGGGUCAGGUCUGGAGAACCAGGGCCGAGCCGCCUCUAUGCCUCGGCUCAAUACAGAGCGGAGUCAGUCUCGCCUCUCUCCAGGAAACCACCUAAUUACUGUCCCUGAUGCCAGUCCCAUGCGGCGAUCUGCCUCCAGUGUUACCCCACAGCGCCCUCAAGAGGUCAACCUAAGGGACUACAGCCUGGAAAAGCCUAGUCAGGAGAGCAGACCGCAUCACCGCCACCACCAUCACCACUGCCACCACAGACGAGAGAGAGAAAGAGAGAGGGAGAGAGACAGGGAGAAGAGGCAGAGGUCUUUAGACACUCCUGUGGGAUCACAACCUCCUAUUACUGCUGGUGCCCCAGUGGAGCUCGCGUCUGAGCCUCCAGCCCACCGGGAGCGCCCUCACGACAGGGGCAGGUCUCACGAGAGGAGGCACCACCACUCGUCUGCGGAUAAACAGCGGUACUACUCAUGCGACCGCUACUGCAGCCGGGAACACUGCCACGCAAGCACUAAGUCUGCCAGCUGUGCCGCCUCCCCCAGCGAAGGCCAGGACACCAGCAACAAGCAGGGCAGUGGUUGGGUUAGCUCCUCUUGUAGCACUCCAAUCCGUGGCCGUCGGCAGCUCCCUCAGACACCCCUCACCCCUCGCCCUGGGGUGGCCUACAAGACUGCAAACUCCUCCCCAGUGCCCUUUGUGUCUAGCCAGGCCUCACUGAACCCGGGCCGCUUGUGUCGAGGCCUAUCAGAGCACGUCACUCUCCGGCAUAGUGGCUCUCACUACUUCCCCUGUCCCGUCACCAGGAUCUGCUCCGAGCCCUUUCUGGGAGGGGGUCACAAAGAGGUCAACCCGUACAGCAGCCUCCGCGAGCAGCUGGAUGUCUUCCCUUAUGCAGGACUCUCUCCUCGGACCGCCCUGCCUCCUCCCUCCUCCCCGCAGCACAGACUGGGGGUGCCUAAUGGGUACCACCUCAGCUUUGGGGGCAGAACCAGCCCCGGCAGUAGCCCUGGUGCCCCCCGGGUGGCCAGGUAUUAUGAAGAGGCUGACGAGGACGACUGGUGCUAGCAUGGCUUUAAAGCAACCUUUUUAAUGCA